Molecule: messenger RNA, 3017 nt
Organism: Ectocarpus sp. CCAP 1310/34
Lineage: Eukaryota; Phaeophyceae; Ectocarpales; Ectocarpaceae
Source: the annotation of a GenBank genome assembly
AUGGCCCAGGAGGUAGAGGUAAGGGGUAACGCGGCGGAAAUAACGAAGCCCGAGAAAGCAGCAGGUGAACCGCCGUUGUCUUCAUCAAAGAUAGCGGAGGCAGUAGCAUCAGUAGCAGCGGGGGCGAUGGUCACAGAAGUCCUUCAGCUGGAUAAGACCGCUGCCAUCGAGCUGGACGAAGCUCCGCCGAACAGGGAAGAAGCGGAACCGAGCUCCGCUAACGGUAGCGAGAAAAUUCUCCUAGGAGAAGGGGCGGCGAGGGCGGGAGGGAUGCAGGCGCCGGAAAUCUCGAAACCCGCUCGCUCGUCCACGCGAAGGGCUGCGGUCAAGCUCGCAGAGGAGAGGAGGCUCAAGAAAGCGGCCAAGCGGAGGGAGACGCGGCAGCGCAAGAAGGACCGAAGGACCGAGGGCUCAAGACAGGAUGCCGCGGCGCGGCAGGACGCAAAGGCGGCCGUAAGGCAUCAGCACGACUUGGACAUGGCGAUCAAGGCCGUCGCUGCCUGGCAAAAAAGGCUAGCCGAGAUUCAGCGCAACGUGGCUGUGGGUCGCGCCAAACAGCAGGAGGGAGAAGGGGAACGCGAUAGGGCAACCGCCGCGAUCCAGGCGGCCUUGAUCAAGGCGGUGGCGCGCUGGCGGUGCCUCCGGCCUUACGCCGUACGGGCGAUGCAGGCCGAUAAAGCCGCCGCUGAGAGCAGGGCGCAACGCCGGGAGCGCGAGAGGGUAGGUGCCGCAGCGGCCGUGAUCCAAGCGGCCUGGAGGAGGCAGGCCGUUCGCUUGCGGUGCCGUCGAGCCUACGCCCACUGCACGGGCGAACGGGACCGGCGAAAGCGGGGUGCACGCGUCAUUGGCGCAGCCUGCUACGCGUACGGUGUGGCGAGGCGCACGGCGGAGCAGCCAAGCCCCGAGACGAAAUCAUCGGGAGAGAAGAGCACGGCGACCAAAUAUACCACCGCAGCGGAGUUAGUGGGCACGGCUGCAUUGGCAAAACGAGACGAGGGAGGGAAGGAGGGAAGUAUCACUGCCGUAGUAGUGGCAAAGCGAAAGGGAGUGGACGAGCUGCUGCUGGCGAAGGCUGAGCAUGCACUGAAGGAAGAUCGAGGUAGGGAUGCGGCGGCAGCGGAGCGGGAAUCGGCAGCCCCCGCGGAGACAAACGUGGCGAGGCCGGCGGAGACCCGACCCUCUUUGGAACCACCAACGCCCCGGCAGGAGCACAUCACCGCGGCUCCUUCUACCCCCCCUCCCGCGGGGCUGUCGACUUCCGAAGAGUCGUCGUCCGAGAGGGACCCGCCCCACCUCGACCACCACGUCCCUCACCCCCUGCAGCUGGUGGAGGGCAAGACUCUCAUGUACGACCCCAGGGAGUUCGACCUGUGGCCGCUCAUGUUCCAGCUGCAGGGCUGGUCUCUCGAGCUGGGCACCGCCGACGUGUGGGGCGGCGGAAUCGAGCGAGAGGCGGAGGCGUUCUCUGCGGCGUGCGGGUUCUCGGCGGCCUUCGGGCCGAUCGUGCUCAAGCUCGUCACCACCGCCGUCUACGGCAGGGUGUUCGCUGGGGGCGUGACCGUCUUGCCCAUGAACCACGUGCUGUACGCCUUCGGGCAGUAUUGGGAGAAGGAGAUCGGGCCUCGUGAUGCCACCGAGAGAUUCUUCAAGCUCGUCAAGAUCGACAGCGGCACCAGAGCCAGCAGCAGCGGCAGAAUCGGGAGGGAAGAGCUGCGGCAGUUCGUCCUCGCCAUCGCUUUGCGACACCCGGACCUCGACGCCCUUUCUCCAGAAAACAAAUUCAUCUACGUGGACACCGUGCUCACAAUUCUCUUCUACAAGUUCAGGGGAAAUGUGGAGCCGCCGAAGUCGCAACGCUCUGAUGCUGCUACAGCCGCAGCAAAGCCCGCCGCUAAGCCCGAAAAGGGACAGCAUAAGGCGAGGCGCGCUGGACAGAAUGCUGGUGCUUCCGCGGGCUUAGCAACCCCGUCGAGCACAAACAGCAGCAGCAUCGGCUCCUUCGGUCCUCUUGCCGACGGAGAUGAGAGCCAUGCGGACAACGACAGCAGUGAUGCUGAGUCUGCUCACGACGAUAACAUCGGGAGUCGAACCGACGACGACGUCCACACCGGCAACGGUGAUGGACGCGCGUGGGGGGAAGUCGAUGACGACGACGUAGACGGACAUGACUACGACGACGGCCUCGCGCAGGAUAUCCUGCGGGACCGCGCGAAAGCACCCCGUCAACCGGGCGCGUCGCUCCUGUCGAGCGGCAGCCCACUCGAGUCAGUUCUGGUCGCUGAGGUCCAGAAAGCAGCGAAGGCCGGGGAGGAGCCCCCAGCCUGGGUCAUCAAGAUGCUCAUGCCAGGCGCCGGCCACCAGAACGACAUAGAGAAGGUGAACCCGAGAUCGCUUGCCCAGGAUCUAGCAGCAGAAAAUAGUUCUAGCAGGCGCACCCCAAGUGUUCCGCAAAUUUCUUCUGCUCAUCAGAACACAACAAUUUCACACAAUACCCCGGACAACCUCAACGCGGUAAACCAAAAACCAAUGAGCCAGCACGACACGAUUCACUUUGAAGGCUACCGACCUUCCGCCUGACCUCAAGCUCGAAGGUCUGCCUCACGAAGAUGUUCCGGAAAAAAUGGCCCUUUACAGAGCACACAUCGGGCUAUUGUCCGCCGACAACGUCUCUCAAAGCACAAUCGAUCACCGUGCAAUCAGACACCUCCCACUUUUCGUACGAGGUACUGCAGCUCAAAGCCUCAGCCUCAUGCUUAGCUCAUCACUCGAAUGGCGACCACCAGCCCAGCUGCAUGCGUUGCGUGCGCGUGGGGAGGCAAUCCGAAUCUCACCUCCGAAAACAUGGAAAGAGUGGGUCACCGCUUUCACUACUUCGUUCGCCCCUGCCAACAGAAUCGCUCUUCUUGCACGUGAUGUCAUGACAUUGGAAGCAAAGAGUAGCGAAUCCGUUGACGAGUUUGCGCUCAGAGUAACCCGCACGUACGCCAGGCUUUUAGCAGAAGCCGAACGCACAGCUC